Geodia barretti is the source of this 670-nucleotide messenger RNA. The record is from the annotation of a GenBank genome assembly. Lineage: Eukaryota; Metazoa; Porifera; Demospongiae; Tetractinellida; Geodiidae.
CAUGCCGCCGAGGGUUUUGCACUUUAGUGAUUUUCAUUUUAUGCUGUGUUUUGACCACGUAUAUACAGACUUCGAUCUGAUCACGACACAAGUGACCAUCACUGAGAAUAUGACUGAGCCGUGUGUGAGUUACCAGGCCAUAGCAGACGGUCUGGGACUGGAGGGAGUGGAGAACCUCACUCUGUCUCUGAGUGGACCUCCCAAUGUACAACUGACUACUGCCUCUCUACACAUCUGCAUCCAGGACUCUGAUGGAGAUAAAAAUCCGCCUGUGAUCAUCAUCAUAGUAACCGUUGUGAUAGCCGUGCUAGCCGUGCUACUGAUUGCUGCAACCAUCAUCAUAACAAUUCUCAUUGGAAUUAUGAGGCAGAGAAAAAAGAAACAAAGUAAACUUGCUCUCCCAACUCCAGAGCCCAUCUAUUAUGGUCCAUACUAUUCUUCUGUCCUUGUCAAAACCGAAAAUAUAGCAAGUGCAGAGAUUUCACUGCAGACACAGCCAGAGACAAGUACAAAUUUAGCCAUUCCUAACCAGCAGCAAGAAAGUGUUACUUCCCCUAUUGAGCAGCAAGGGAAUGUUGCCUAUGGUGCUCCUUCGAACCAGCAGCAAGAAAAUGUCACUUCCCCUAUUGAGCAGCAAGAGAAUGUUGCCUAUGGUGCUCCUUCAAACCAG